AUUGGAGUAUCGGCAACUUUUCGCUUAUUCUAUACCGGUGUUCAUUACCAUCAUCACCUCUCGAACUCAAGAACAAUGACAGUCAAAAAAGGAACACAAUCACUUCCAGACGGAACAACGAUUCGAUAUGAAAUACAUGGAAGUGAACAUUCUUCUACCGUUCCUAUUGUAUUAAUCAAUGGUUGGACGAGUACAAAAGAAGAUUUUCAACCACUAACAACAGAAUUGGCAAAAAAGAGAACUGUUUUGGUAUAUGAUAGACGUGGAAUCGGAGAAUCAAGAUUAGCAAACAGAAAAGAUGAUGAAGAAGAACCAGAUCAUACACUUGAUUUAGAGGCAAACGAUGUAUUGGACUUGCUGAAAGCACUUGGAGGUCAAUUCCUCAAAGUAAACAUCUUGGGAUGGUCAAUGGGAGGUCAUAUCUUACAAGCAUUGAUGCUGCUACCCGAAGCAAAACCCCAAAAAGAAGGGAUCGAAAUCAAAGGCAUCCAUGUCCAAAAAGCAAUCUUAGCAUCAACCAUGCCAAAAGUACCAAAAGGAGAUUUGAAACAAAGCGAUUUACAACAUUUUCUCUCACAAGCAGGAACGAAUCCUAAAUGGAAAGAUGAAUUAACGGAAUUUUUGAUGUCUUAUCAAUACGAUGAAAAUUGGAUGAAACAAAGUGAAAAUAAAUCAACAUUUGAAGAACGUGUUAAAGUUUCACUUACAACUAGAAGGCCACAAAGUAUUAUCGGUUCACAAAUGUUGGCAAUUCAAGGACGUGAUACACGAGAAGAAUUACACAAAAUUUCGGAAUCAUUACCUGUUCUUAUCAUUCAUGGCAAAUUGGAUAGAAUGGUAAAAUACAGCGAAAGUGAUUAUUUUACAAAGAGUAUCAAAAGUGCAAAACGAUUGGAUAUGCAACCAAAAACUGAUCAAUUCGGUCACUUUUGGUUCGAUUAUUUCGGAAAAGAAUUUUGGGCGAACAAAAUUGAAGAUUACCUCCAAAACGGGCAUUCAUCUGCCAAAGCAAAGCUGUAAAUUAGCU
This is a messenger RNA of Meira miltonrushii, 1027 nucleotides long. Its product is annotated as alpha/beta-hydrolase. The record is from RefSeq and is a predicted model, not a curated record. The coding region runs from base 76 to 1020 and encodes 314 amino acids. NCBI's taxonomy places the organism in Eukaryota, Fungi, Basidiomycota, Exobasidiomycetes, Exobasidiales, Brachybasidiaceae. The transcript has a single exon.